Messenger RNA from Odocoileus virginianus texanus, 1119 nucleotides. The record is from RefSeq and is a predicted model, not a curated record. Lineage: Eukaryota; Metazoa; Chordata; Mammalia; Artiodactyla; Cervidae.
UUACUAUUAUUAUGACUAACAGUUUCGACCCCUAAGGAGUCUUGAAAACCCCCAGACCACAUUUUGAGCAUCAAUACUGUAAGAUGACAAGCUUUCCGAGUUUGAUGCACAGCUUCAUUUAAUCCUAAACUUUCUUCCCUUUGAAGCGGGGCCAGUUAAUUGCUGUUUCUCCUCUGCACCCUUCCAUCUGAACUCACAUUUCUUUUGCCUGAAUAAUGAACACCGAUUUUUUUUUUUUAAAUCUGCAGAUCUAUUACUGAUUAUUCCCUCAGUCUUAGUUGGUCCAAAAUGUCAUUUUGCUUUCUUCACUGAACGCUAACUUCCUCGCGCAUAGAAUCCUAGACUGGCGGUUACAUUACGGUAGACUUCCUUGCUGCUCCUCUCUUUUGUCUGUGUUCCUUAACGGUUUUUUCUAACCCAGCCUCCAAUUCAGUGAUUCUUCAACUGUCUAAUCUGGUGCUAUAAAUCAACCAAAUUUCUAUUUGGCUCUUUUUCAAGUCAAUUAAGUGCCUUUCUUUUGUUUCAUUUUUUUCACGAUUUCCAGUUUUCUGCUUAAUUUUUCAGCCUUAUUUUGUGUUUCCUUGUGCAUAUUAAGCGUGGGUCUUUUUAAAACCUACGUUUAUUAGGUCCAGUGUCUGGGGUCCCUGUAUAAGUCUUUAUUUAUAUUGUCUAUUGAGUAGAAUUACUAUGCAUGAAAUUGAUGCAUAAAAACAUGCAGAGCAAGAAUGUUGAUAACACGAAGAGAAAUGGCAAGAAACCCAGAGGUGGGAGACUCGGCUUCUCGGCCAUUAACACCGCAAGCAGAGACUCCCGUUAUCAGAUGCUUCAGAGUCUUAUUAAGAAAGUUUGGAUCCCCAUGAAACCCUACUAUACCCAAGUUUACCAGGAGAUUUGGGUAGGAACGGGGUUGAUGGCCUACAUCGUUUAUAAAAUCAGGAGUGCUGAUAAAAGAAGUAAAGCCUUGAAAGCUUCCAGCCCCGCGCCGGCUCAUGGUCAUCACUAACCAGCUUUCCGUGGACGGGACAUCGGCCUGGCUGUGCCCUGGGAACGUGGGACCCCGUGUUGACGUGCUGCGGUGCCGCUGCCCUCGGGCAUGAAUAAACAUACCUGUGAGAUCCA